This is a messenger RNA of Gossypium raimondii (Peruvian cotton), 1579 nucleotides long. Its product is annotated as D-glycerate 3-kinase, chloroplastic. The record is from RefSeq and is a predicted model, not a curated record. Lineage: Eukaryota; Viridiplantae; Streptophyta; Magnoliopsida; Malvales; Malvaceae. Gene Ontology annotation, cellular component: cytoplasm. Bases 74 to 1378 code for a protein of 434 amino acids. The transcript is spliced from 12 exons. Gene Ontology annotation, biological process: photorespiration.
CGGAACCUAGGACGCCAGCCCAAGCCAUCCAUUAUCCUUGAUUGCUGCACCUAAGAGAGAGAGAGAGAGAGAAAUGGCGGCUUUCACUACGCAUACGCCAUGCCAAGCCACCCCCUUGCAUCCUAAUAUUAAAAUUUUAACUCAAAAUGCGAAUACGAAAACAGUUCAUAAAGCUACGUCUUCUUUGCAUCAUUAUUCUUCUAUUUCUUCUCUCUUUUCACAAACCAAAUCAACUCUUUUCUCUAAUUCAGGCAGUGGCAGCUCAUGGUUGCGACAUAAUCCCUUGCAUGAUGAUGCGAGCAGUGGUAGUGGAUCGAGGCAGGGUCCAAUAUAUUCAGUUUUUCGCACGAAACCUGCUGAAGUUGCCUCCGUCGAGGACCUCUUCGAGUUCAUAUGCUCUGGUCCUCUUGUCGACAAAAUGGGACUGACCCAAGAAAAGGUGGCAGAGUCUAUUGACAAGUGGUUGUUUUAUGGCUCGAAGCUUUGUCGAUUGUUUCAGCUGGAUGAACUUUACCUUACUACUCCUCAGAAAGCAAGGUUUUAUCACUACUACAUACCAGUCUUUGUGUGGUGUGAAGACCAGAUAUCACAGCAUGCGUCCAAAUUUAAAGACGGAGAAGAGAUACCUCCGUUAGUGAUUGGUUUCAGUGCACCACAGGGUUGUGGGAAGACCACACUUGUAUUUGCUCUUGAUUAUCUUUUCAGGAUCACUGGCAGGAACUCUGCAACAUUAUCUAUAGAUGAUUUCUAUUUGACAGCAGGAGGUCAGGCCGAAUUGAGAGAACAGAACCCAGGAAAUACUCUUUUAGAGUUGCGAGGAAAUGCUGGGAGCCAUGAUCUUCCAUUCUCCGUUGAAACACUGACAGCUCUGAGCAAGUUGACUAAAGAAGGCAUGAAGAUGAAGCUUCCUCGAUAUGAUAAAUCUGCAUAUAGUGGGAGAGGUGACAGAGCUGAUUCUUCGACAUGGCCAGAAGUUGAGGGACCACUAACGGUUGUUCUGUAUGAAGGCUGGAUGCUUGGCUUCAAACCCCUUGCGAAUGAAGUUGUUAAAGCUGUUGAUCCACAGCUGGAAAUAGUGAACAAAAACCUAGAAGCAUAUUAUGAUGCAUGGGACAAGUUCAUUAAGGCUUGGAUUGUGAUCAAAAUUCAGGACCCAAGUUGUGUGUACCAGUGGCGUCUGCAGGCUGAGAUAGCCAUGAGGCAGGCAGGAAAACCUGGAAUGUCAGAUGAGGAGGUGAAAGAUUUUGUUUCACGUUACCUACCUGCUUAUAAAGCUUACCUUCCAACCCUGUAUUCUGAAGGACCAAAUGGAUCACAUCCAAACCAUCUCCUACUCAUUGAAAUCGAUGAAGCCAGAAAUCCCAUCUUUGGGAUCUAAAUCAUUUGUUGUUGUUGAUGAAUAUCAGUUUCGGAUCCAAUUUUGAUUUCUUGGAUGUGUCGUGUGGUUUAACUACUUGUAAACUAAUUAUUUCAUGAUCCACCCAUGUGUUUGCAAUCAAUUUGAGAUUUGUAAAUGAGAAAUGUUUGAACUAUGCCCGUCAGUCUAAUAUAUACAGAACGGCCCACUGCUUGAAAUCAA